GAGCAGCGUAGCCGGGGCUCAGAUUCAGAGAGGGGCCGAAACGCAGGAAGCCUGUGCGCUCUGCCGCUAUUUUAAACACAUCCCCCCUCGCCGUCGACAACUUUUAAAACUACUCAUCCGGACAUUGUCAGGUGAAAGUCCGGCCGCGGGUCUGAUAUCAGCCGCUGCGUUCAGCGUUUUGACAGAGGUCGCUCGUUGAGCGCAACAACUGCUCCAGAGCGCCGUUUGGAUUAUUCAGUGGACGCGUUGCUGCUCAGGGCAAAACGCAGCUUUUACUCGACUAAUACAGACUCCAGCUAAAAGUUUGGACUGCUGUCAAGGCGCACUUCUCAUCGUAUUUUCGGUAUGCCUGUGGUCAUCGGCGUGUCUCCGGACAGGUAACCAGGUGUGUUGCUGCUGUCAUGGCCUUGCCAACCCUCCGGCUGCUUCCUGUCGCUGUGCUCACAAUCCUGAUGGUGCUGGUGUCGUCUUCAGCGGACCAUGAGUGGCAUUUUAACCCAGCUCAGUGUCGUUACGCCCUGGGGAUGGAGGAUGGCACCAUCCCAGACUCUGACAUCACCGCCUCCAGUGCCUGGUCAGACUCCACUGAGGCCAAACAUGGAAGGUUGAGCACUGGAGAGGGGGACGGAGCUUGGUGCCCUGCAGGAGCCGUUUUCCCCAGCGGAUCUGAAUACCUUCAGGUCGACCUGCGCAGACUCCACUUCCUGGCUCUGGUCGGUACCCAGGGUCGUCAUGCCGACGGGCACGGCCAGGAGUUUGCCCGCAGUUAUCGGCUCCGCUACUCCCGAGACGGUGUAAAGUGGAUCACCUGGAAGGACCGCUGGAGCCAGGAAGUGGUGUCAGGGAAUGAGAACACCUAUGAUGUUGUGCUCAAAGACCUGGGCCCUCCCAUCGUGGCGCGCAUGGUGCGCUUCUACCCCCUGGCUGAUCGGGUUAUGAGUGUUUGCCUUCGGGUGGAGCUCUAUGGUUGUGUAUGGAAUGAUGGGCUGAAGGCUUACACAGCUCCGGUCGGUCACGUCAUGCACCUGUCUGGCAUGCCGGUCUACCUAAACGACUCCACCUACGAUGGGAGCACUGAGCAAGGGAUGCAGUUUGGAGGCCUGGGUCAGCUGUGUGACGGCGUCCUGGGAGGAGACGACUUCAUACAAACUAAGGAACUGAGGGUGUGGCCUGGGUACGACUACCUGGGCUGGAGCCGGGAAGCCCUCGGGCAAGGCAGCGUGGACAUCGAGUUCCACUUUGAGAAGCCACGUGUCUUCCACAACAUGCAGGUGCACAGUAACAACCGCCACACCCAGGGCGUGCGAGUCUUCAGCAAGGUAGAGUGUCUUUUUAAGCCUGGCAUCCUCCAGCCCUGGUCCUCUCCUCUCACUCUGCCUGUGCCCCUGGAGGAUCUAAAGGACCCAUCGUCACGACCCAUCUCCCUCCCACUGGGCGCCCGGCCGGCGCAGAUCCUCUGCUGCAAAUUCUACUUCGCUGACCGCUGGCUGCUCAUCAGCGAGAUAUCCUUCCUCUCUGAGCCAUUUGAGGAGGACGUCACAGACACUGAUUCAUUUCCUCCUAAUCAUGCGGAGAUUCCUGCCACCAGUCCCUCUCCUCCUGUUAACCACACCUCCUCUUCUCCCACAUCGGGCCGCAGCUCCUCCAACACCACCACCGGCCCUUCUGAACUCCCCACCACCGCCUCCUUCACGAUGGACACCACUGAUAACUGGACACUGUCAGACCCAGAAUUUGCUGCUAUCACUCCACGGGCGGGCCUUCCUGUAGCCAAGGACGACAGCAGCAAUACAGCUAUUCUGAUUGGCUGCCUGGUGGGCAUCAUCCUUCUGCUGCUGGCUGUGAUUGCUGUCAUUCUGUGGAGGCAGUACUGGAAAAAGAUCCUGGGCAAGGCCCAGGGAAGUCUAUCCAGCGACGAGCUGCGGGUUCACCUGUCAGUCCCCUCGGACAACGUGGUCAUCAACAACACGCACAGCUACUCGAGCCGCUACCAGCGCAUCCACACCUUCCCCGACGACCGCGACCAUGACAGAGAGGGCGAGGGAGAGUACCAGGAGCCCAGCGCUCUGCUACGGCCACGAGAUCACAGAGACAGCACAGCCUUGCUGUUAAACAACCCAGCCUAUCACCUGCUCCUGUCAGAUCACAGCAAAGGCUCGAGACCCCUAGUCGUCCCCUGCACCGCUCAGGCUCAGGAAAAGAGCCUCAAUGUGCCCCAGGCCUGUGGUUUGGACAUGGACAUGGAGAAGGGUUUCCCCCCGACUCAGGAGGAGCCGCCUCCUUACCCUGGCUCCCCUCCGUACCCCUCCCUGUCUCCCCCUGUGUCUCCCCCACUGCCUCCCAGCGUUCCUCAUUACGCGGAGGCAGACAUCGUGAGCCUGCAGGGUGUCACCGGGAACAACACCUACGCCGUGCCCGCCUUGGCCUCCUCCAGCCCCGGGGCCGACGCCGCCCCGCUGCCGGAGCUGCCGCGCCAGUGCCUCAUCUUCAAGGAGAAACUGGGGGAGGGACAGUUUGGAGAAGUGCACCUGUGUGAAAUCGAGAGCCCUCAGGACCUUCCCAACUUGGAGUUCCCCUUCAAUGUGAGAAAAGGUCGCCCUCUUCUGGUGGCGGUGAAGAUACUGCGCCCGGAUGCCUCAAAGAAUGCCAGGAAUGACUUCCUGAAAGAGGUGAAGAUCCUGUCUCGCCUGAAGGAUCCGAACAUCAUCCGUCUGCUGGGAGUGUGUGUGAGCAGUGAUCCCCUCUGCAUGGUCACUGAGUACAUGGAAUGUGGAGACUUGAACCAGUACCUGUCCCACCGAGUGCUUCUGGACAAGACAGGGCCUACGCACAACACCCCGACCAUCAGUUACCCGGCCCUCAUCUCCAUGGCUAGCCAGAUUGCAUCAGGAAUGAAGUUCCUUUCCUCCCUCAACUUCGUGCACCGGGAUCUGGCCACGCGUAACUGCCUGGUCGGGGGUGAGAGGGGUGAAAGUGGAGAGGAUCGGGGUGGUGAGCGUCACAUCAAGAUAGCUGACUUUGGCAUGAGCAGGAACUUGUAUGCUGGAGACUACUACAGGAUCCAGGGCAGAGCUGUGCUGCCAAUCCGCUGGAUGGCCUGGGAGUGUAUCCUCAUGGGAAAGUUCACCACAGCCAGCGAUGUGUGGGCGUUCGGGGUCACUCUGUGGGAGAUGCUGAGCGUUUGUCAGGAGCAGCCGUACUCCAACCUCACAGAUGAACAAGUCAUCGACAACGCUGGGGAGUUCUUCAGAGACCAGGGCAGACAGGUGUACCUGAGCAGGCCAGCUGUGUGUCCUCAGGGUCUCUACGAGCUCAUGUUGAGUUGCUGGAACAGAGACUGCAAGCUCCGCCCAUCCUUUGCCUACAUCCACUCCUUCCUUACCGAGGACGCCAUGAACAUGGUGUAGAGAGAGAUCGGAGUGAAGCAACGAGGAGAAAGACAACAACGCUAAAGACAGGAAACCUCUCCUACGUUUAUGCAUCCUUGCUACAGCGGGAAGGCGUGGUGGAGGUGCCGCACAGCAGAGGCGGAUGAGAAGGGACAGUGGGUCGCUCGCUUUUUAUAUUUGUACUUUUGUUUUGGGUGGACGGGGCUGAGACACCGCUGGUUCGGUUUAUUUCCACCUCAGACCCCAACCCCAAAGGCAAAACUAACGCCAGCUUUAGAUAACAGUCGGAGCUACAUUUCACAGCGGUUGGUGGUGGGUGCAGCCUGCAUAGGAACUGUCUCUCUUCUCACAUACUAAACAUACAAAGAGGGUUUGUGUGACUGGUGAUUUAGGUGGUGUAGAGUUAAUUACACGGGACGCUGCAGAGGCUAAAUGACAGAAAAUACAUCAAAGCAGGACCAUAGCAAGCUGGAAAAUGAGCGCACUGCAGGCGACACACAAACCUCCCUGAACAGAGCCCCCAUCGUUCAGACAUGAAAGUGCACACACAGGGAUUGUCUUAGUAAUUAUAGUAUGUACAGCCGUACACAUGUUCAUCAGCCUGAUUCAGCAGGAUUACUCCAAGCUUCAGCACCUUUUGCUCACCUGAGACACAAAAAGUGAUAAUCCACUUAAUGUCUCUGAGACGAUCUUAACUUUCAGACACGGCCAAAGCGUGAGUGAUGAGAUCUCACAUCGAUCCUCUAUCUCAGCCCCAGACCCUUAGUGCCCCACAUCCACAGCUGGAACUCAAAGUUAUUGUGGACUAAUGAGAAAUGAUGUGGACCAGACAACAGCAGCCCCCUUUCUGCCAACAGCAACAGCCAGCAAACAGCCCCCCCAAUUAUAGUCCAAAAGCAGUUUUUGAACGCCAUCUUUGAGCCACAGAGAGAAGAUCUGUGUCCCUGGUGCCAAAUGGACUUCUCGGACCUGAGGACACAGGCUCAGAAGAGGACGGUGCCGCUGCAGAUGAAACUGGAACGGCUUUUCCAAGCAGAGACAAUACUGCCUGUUGGGGCAGUGCACGGCACAUCUUCAGAUGCACCUGCUCAGUUGUUUUGGCAUUUUUUUUGUAUCUGGCUGUGAUCCAGACACAAAGGAUUGAUGUAAAAUUCCACUACCAGCUGCACUUUAAAUCCUACAUGCAUAUCCCUGGCCACGAUGACACUCUUCUCUGUGAGGGGCCUGAUAUGAUUCCUAUCGAUGUGGAUUCGAAUGCAUUUUACCUGCAGUGAUUUCAGGUAUUUGCCAAGGGAGAUCAAAAUUCAGGACAGUCUGCCUGCCUUUUUCAGUCCUCUCCCUGGAGGCAUUGCCAAACCAUUAGAUGUAAAAUAUUAUUUAAAAAAAUGGAAUGGCACCAUCAGUUCAUCUCAUUUUAAAUGUAUGACAACCUUUUGUUCUGAAACUGUCAGCGUCGAGACGGGUGUUUACUCAUCGAACCAUCAGUCUUGCUCAUCCAGUAGCAUUACUGUAUUUUAAGAACACACAGUUAUGGCAUUGCUCAAACAGGAUAUGCUUGGAGUCCUGAUUUUAGUGUGAAUGUCAACAUCAACCUCUGCAUUAUCCCAUGUUAAUACAUUAAGCUGACCAUGGUAGAAUCAAUGCAUCUACCUUACUGAUUGUAUAGCACUGUAAACCAGUCCUGGGAUGAUGAUCAUCAUUUACUACAUGUUUACUGUGCCAUUUGAGUCAUUUUUGAUACACUGUAGUUCAGCUAAACCCAUAUUUUUAUAUAUACUGUAUGUACUUAGACACUCCUUGGUGUCUGAUUUCGUCCUUUUGUGUCUUUGAAGUUGAGCAUAAUAGUAUGUACAUAUUUUAAGGACAGAAUUGUAAUUUCCCUUACUAAUAUAUGGAAAACUCUUUGUUACAUUUGGGGUCUUCUGUAUCUCUGUAGAACGCUUGCUACCUUGAUGCCAUUGUAAUUCAUUGUUGCCUAUUUUUGUAGAUGUUUUAAUAAAGUUAACCUUUUCAAAUAAAUCAAGAUGUGAUCUAGG
Chelmon rostratus (copperband butterflyfish) is the source of this 5425-nucleotide messenger RNA. RefSeq names its product discoidin domain receptor tyrosine kinase 1 (gene ddr1). Gene Ontology annotation, biological process: positive regulation of kinase activity; protein phosphorylation; cell surface receptor protein tyrosine kinase signaling pathway. Lineage: Eukaryota; Metazoa; Chordata; Actinopteri; Chaetodontiformes; Chaetodontidae. Gene Ontology annotation, cellular component: membrane; signaling receptor complex. The record is from RefSeq and is a predicted model, not a curated record. Bases 402 to 3407 code for a protein of 1001 amino acids. Gene Ontology annotation, molecular function: collagen binding; ATP binding; protein tyrosine kinase collagen receptor activity. The transcript is spliced from 20 exons.